Molecule: messenger RNA, 1373 nt
Organism: Manihot esculenta (cassava)
Lineage: Eukaryota; Viridiplantae; Streptophyta; Magnoliopsida; Malpighiales; Euphorbiaceae
Product: protein SRG1
Exons: 4
Coding region: 212-1228 (338 amino acids)
Source: RefSeq, a predicted model, not a curated record
UGGGUGUGGCUACAAGAGUAUGCAGUGAGCCAUCCUUUGACCAGACUUCCAGAAAAUCUCCAUUAUCUGAUUCUUUGUUUGAAUUGAAAUUGUUAAUGUUAAUUGUCCCACAGGACAGAUCAACUCCAAUCUCUGCAUCUUCACCAUUGAAAUUCAUCUGCAGAUUCUUAAUAACAGCACAAGUCCUUCUGCUUAGAUAGACUCAACAUCAAUGUCUGUCCAAAAAUUGGCUAUUAUUGGCAAAGAACCUCCAGAAAAUUACUUCCACAAAGGAAGUGAUAGUGGAAUCCUUGAUGCUUCUGUUCCUUUGAUUCAGAUUCCAGUAGUUGAUAUUGGUCUCCUAUCAUCUCCAUCAACGUGGAAAGAGGAUCUUCACAAGCUUCGAUCAGCUCUCAGCUCUUGGGGUUGCUUUCAGGUGAUAAAUCAUGGAAUGACAAGUUUGUUUUUGGACCAAAUGCGCCAAGUUUCCAAGCAAUUUUUCUCAUUACCAAUGGAGGAGAAGCAGAAAUACUCCAGAUAUGGUGACAGCAUUGAAGGGUAUGGCAAUGACAUGGUUAUUUCAGAGAAUCAAACACUUGAUUGGACUGAUAGAUUGUAUCUUACAUUAGCCCCAGAAGACCAGCAAAAGCUCAAGUUUUGGCCUGAAAAUCCUGAACCCUUCAGGAAAAUACUGCAUGAAUUUGCCAUUAAAUCACAGCAGAUAAACGAAAUUCUCCUUAAAGCAAUGGCAAGGUCAUUAAACUUGGAGGAGAAUUGCUUUUUGGAGCAGUAUGGAGAACGACCACUAGUGACUGCUAGAUUUAACUUCUAUCCUCCAUGUCCAAGGCCUGAAAAGAUCCUUGGUGUAAAACCACAUGCAGAUGCAUCAGCACUCACCAUUCUCUUGCCAGACAAAGAAGUGGAAGGUCUUCAGUUCCUGAAAGAAAAGGAAUGGUUUAGAGUUCCUUUAAUUCGACAUGCUCUUCUCAUUAAUGUUGGUGAUCAAGUUGAGAUAAUGAGCAACGGAAUAUUCAAGAGCCCGGUACACAGGGUGGUGACGAACUCGGAAAGGGAGAGGAUUACUGUGGCUGUGUUCUGCAUACCAGAUUCCAAUAGUGAGAUCGAACCGGCGGAUGCGCUGGUAGAUGAAACUAGGCCAAGAUUAUACAAGAAUGUGAAAGAUUAUGUUAGUCUUUACUUCCAGUACUACCAACUAGGGAAGAGACCAAUAGAAGCAGCACUGAUCUAACUAAGCUUCUUCAGACUUCUAAUCCUUUACAGUUUUUGUUUAUGGGUCAGAAGUUCAUGUUGUCAAGAAAUUGCAAACAUGCCAAAUUAGAUGGCUGUAAACUGUGAAGACAGAUCAAACCAACAUGUUAGAAUUUAUAUUAUUG